Molecule: messenger RNA, 2185 nt
Organism: Oldenlandia corymbosa var. corymbosa
Lineage: Eukaryota; Viridiplantae; Streptophyta; Magnoliopsida; Gentianales; Rubiaceae
Source: the annotation of a GenBank genome assembly
UCCCAUGAUUGAACCAAAAAACAAAUGAAAGAGAGAUGAUAAAAAAACGACAAAAGAAAAACAGCCUCACUUAAGUAAGUACUAGUAAUAUACUAUAUGGUAAUAAUAAUAAUAAUAACAAUAUUAAAUAAUAAUAUGUUUUUGUGGGGAGGCAAAAGCUAUGAUUUGAGAUUAUUGGUACCCCUCUUCCUGACACCACCUUGUCAUGAUUGACUCAACUCUUUCCUUCUGCCCUUCCCAAACUCUCUCAAAAAAUUAAAAAAAAAUUAAAAGUGAAAAAAUAAAAAAUAAAAAAUAAAAGUGAAAAAAGAAAAAUAAGAAAUGAUUAACUGCCCAUUCUCUUCUUUCUAUAUAACACCCUCUCAAUUGCACCAUUGAACAUACCAUUCUCUGUAAAGCUGCUUUUUCUCUGCCUUGUGAUCUCUUUCUCUCUCAAUUUUAGUCAAAGAUAUCUUCUUUGUGCACGCUCUCUGCAAAAGCCCAGGAUCUCCUCACCUCCCCCCUUCUUUGUGUUGUCUACUACUACUGAUUUUGAGGGUCAUCAAAAAAAAGAUUGAAUCUUUAUAUUGGGUUUGAAACAGAGGAAGAAGAUUGUUUCUGACAUCAAGGAUUUUGGGAAGAAAUUUACAGAAGAAAAGUUUUUUGGAGUGUUUUUUUUUGUGUUUCUAUCUAUACAAUUACAACACAAGAGAGAAAAUGAUGGUGGAAAAAGAUCAAGAUUUGGGUUUGAGUUUAAGUUUGAGCUUUCCAGAGAAAGUCAUGACCAACAAUAAUAAUAUGAUCAGAACUUCAGCAGCAGCUGAUUGUAGUUCCGGUACUGCUAAAUUGCAGUUGAAUCUCAUGCCUACUUUGGCUUCACCUUUCUCUCAUCUCCUUCACCAAAAAACUCCUUGGAGUACUAAUGAAGCUUUUCCUUCCUCAUCAGAUCGGAAUUUGGAGGCAUGCAGAGUGGAAACAAGGACCUUUUUAAAAGGAAUCGAUGUGAACCGGCUGCCGGCGGCCGCCGCCGAUGCGGAAGAGGAAGCCGGAGUUUCAUCUCCGAACAGUACUCUGUCCAGCAUAAGCGGCAAAAGAUGCGAAAGAGAGGCAAACGGUGAAGAUCUCGAUCUGGAGAGGACCUCUUCCAGAGGAAUCAGUGAUGAAGAAGACGGUGACAAUUCCAGAAAGAAGCUCAGACUUUCUAAAGAUCAAUCAGCCGUUCUCGAAGAAAGCUUCAAAGAACACAACACACUCAAUCCUAAACAAAAAUUGGCUUUGGCGAAAAGACUUGGAUUAAGGCCUCGUCAAGUGGAGGUGUGGUUCCAGAACAGAAGGGCAAGGACAAAGUUGAAGCAAACAGAAGUAGAUUGUGAGUACUUAAAGAGGUGUUGCGAAAGCUUGACGGAGGAAAACCGGCGGCUACAGAAAGAGGUGCAAGAGCUGCGGGCACUCAAAUUAUCGCCGCAAUUCUACAUGCAAAUGACGCCUCCGACCACCCUCACCAUGUGCCCUUCAUGUGAACGGGUGGCUGUCCCGCCGUCGUCGUCGGCUGCCGCUGCUGCCGGAACUCCAGCCGAUCAUCAUCACCAUCAGCACAGACCCCCCCACGGCAUGGUUCCGGCACGGACUCUUCCGUUCAACCCGUGGGCCACCACCGCCGCUGCCGCCACACCCAUCCCACAUCGGCCCUUUGAUGCUUUACACAGCCGAUCAUGAUCCUUUUUAUUUCCUAAUCGAAAUGGUCAAAAAUUAAACAACUUUAGAACUGUUGUGGAGUUUGAGUUUUUGACCGUUUUUAUUUUUUAAGGAAUCCAUCCAUGUGGGAUUCUUGUCAAAUAUCUCUGUAGUAGUACCAUUUUGUUGUGGGGGAUUUUGUGGGUCUUUUUUAGCUUUAGCUUUUAGAUGGGGUUUUGGUGUUUUUUUAGUUUUGACCCUCUUUUAUGCUCUGAUUAUUAUUUACUUACUUACCAAGAAGUAGUUAUUUGACUAAUUAGAUUAGUCUGAAAAUUAGUACUACUAAUUAGUUCUCUUUCUCACCACAUCAUUCUAAUAUAUUUGGUGUGAAGAGGACUUGAAAUGUAAAGAUCGAGUUGUUAGAUUCUUCCUGUAGUUUGAGUUCUUUCUCUUAAAUGGAAGUUUCAAUAGUUAUAAGUGACUUUUUACUAUACGCUACUUUUUCCUAAAUGAGUUCAUAUUCAUGACCUGA